CGUCACAUGGUUGCCAUAUUUGCGUUUCAAAACAAUGUAAUCGCUAUGCUCGCAACGCCGAAAUACCACAGGGCCUCAAAGAAAUCGUCCAGGAAAGUCUGCGAAAAUAUCUAAAUGAAAUGAUUUACUCGGCAGGAAAAUAUACAUGAAGUCAAAAUAUCGUAAAGUAUGCUCAUAUCAUUAAUAAAUAUUGCUAUGUCGUUUGAAAAGAAAUGCCAGCAAGAUUUGAAUACAGAAUAAAGUGAUGAGAGACACAGUUUUUCAUUGCUUUCAUUUGAACAGAAUAUGACCUCAAAUGCGAUUGACUCAUUCUUUGACUCUGAUGGAGAUCAAGAAGAACCUUUUACCUUGAAAGGAGAAUACCAUCGGGGCGUCACCCCGCCCUCGCAAUUUUCAAACUCGCCCCAUGACGACAAACCCGACUCUGGGAGCAGAAAAAACGAAAAAGCCUCGCCCCAUCACUCCAGAUCCUCCACUUCUGGCAAUUUCACAGGAGAAUCGGACACCAUGUCGAACAAGAGAGAUUCAUCUGGGUCGUAUUAUGACCGCUCAAGGUCGAGGUCAAGGUCAACUUCGCCUAGUUACAGAAGGUCAAGAUCAAGGACGCCUGACUAUUCAGACUCGUUUGACUCUGAGGAUUCCAUGCAGGAUUCAAGAAGAGCAUCCCCGGUGAGAAAUAAAAAAUCAACUCGGAGAACUACUGCAUCUACUAGCCGGUACAGCUCAGGGACCAGCAAGGAUAGUAGAUCAACUUAUCGGUCAUAUGGAAGCAGCUAUACAACCAGAACAACCAAACCUAGUGUAAAGAAAGGUGCUCCAAAGAAGAAAGGUGCAGGAAGAUCACAAAGUGUGACUGGCUUACAGCAAUCUCCAAGGAGCACAGAGGUGACAAGAAGAAUGCUAUCUGCCAAAGGACACACCAUCAACAAACUACGGAGUGACUUUGAUGAUUUACGGCGAAAAUAUGACGAUGCCAUCAGGGAAAAUAAGUUGAUGAAACAACUGCAAAGACGCCAAGAGGCGGCCCUUGCAAAGUUUGAGGACAAAGAUGAGGAACUGCCUCAAUUGCUGCGAAGUCAUGCAGCGGAAGUGGACAAUCUUCGAGAGAGGCUACGGAGGACACAGGACAGGGAGAAGGAUAAGGAUAGGAGAUUGAAGGACAAGAAUGAAGAGCUGAAUAGGUUGAAUGAUGAAGUGAAGAAACUUAGACACUUAGCCGAGAACAAGCAUCUCCUUGACAGGGAUAAGCUGCAGAGGAAAGUUGACAAGCUUCAUGAUAACUUGGAUGAGAAGGAAAGAAGAGUAACUGAGCUUGAAAAACACAUUGAGAACGUCAAGAAGAAUGUAAAGCAUGACAGUGAGCAGUGGAAGCAACGUGAACGGGAGUACAGAGCCAGAGUUUCCUACCUUGAAGACGAAAACCAAACUAUCAAAUUCCAACUCAAAGAGAAAGAAAAAGAGCUUGAAAUCAGGAACAUUUACAGUAACCGUGUGAUGAAACCUCCCGCAAAGCUCAACGCCACCCUCGACUCAUCUCCAAGGCCGCUUGCGCAGACACGAGCCACCUCAAAUGAUGACAUCAAGAACUCCAAACCAAAGCCAACCAUCAAGAGGUCAUCAUCGGCAGAGGAAAAGCGAAAGGUGGACCAUACACCAAGGGCGCCCGAACCGGAAGUGAAGCAAGAAGAAAAGAAGGUGUCGCCAAGGAAAGAGAAGAAAAAGGAGAAGGAACUCUCAGAGCAUGAAAAGAUCUUGAUGGAUCUGGAUGGGGGUUUCAAACCUGCUCCGCCCAAGGCUGGGAAGGACGAUGAUAUCCUCAAAGAUUUAGACAACGAGAUAAAGAAGAGGGAAAGGCAGGAGGAGGAAAAGAGGAGGGCAGAGGAGAGGAGGAAGAGAGAAAAGGAGGAGGAAGAAAAGAGGCGGAAAGCUGAAGAAGAAGAAAGGAGGAGACGGUUAGAGCAAGAAGAGGAAGAAAGGAAGAAGAAAGAAGAAGAGGAACGGAAGGGUCAGCUAAGCUUCUUUUCGGGUCCUAAAAAUCCUUAUCAAUCUUCCAAGACCAAGGCAAAAACCUCUGCUUACGAGCCUUAUUUCCCAUCAAACAAUAAGAGCAAUGCCAACACCUCUAAGGCCCCGGGAUCAAACUCUUCCAAUGAAACGGGGUCGUACAAGCCCUCUUUUGCCAACUCCUCUAAGCCUCGGGUCAUAGACCCUCCCAAAGAAAUAGACUCUUACAAGCCGUCGUUCUUGCCAUCGACUAGCACACCUCCAAAGAGGGCGGAAGAAGCAAAAAGGGAAGUUGGUCGGGGUGGGAGGUUGGGAAGACAAGAAGAAAAGAAGCCAUUUUGGUUGAGGACUGAUGAGAGAAAGGACAGUCCAAGAAGAACAAGGGAUAUUUCACUGGAGAGAGAAAGAAAACAGAAAGAAGAAGCACUUGUCAAAUCUUCCACUUUCAUCACCGAGGACAACCCUCCCAAAACGCCUAUCUUUGAUGACGCCUCUUCUGAUGAGGAAGAUAACAUUCCUUUCUUUGACUCCAAGCCUAAGAAUGCCCCACCCUCCAAACCUAAGGGUGCCCCACCCUCCAAGCCCAGUAAUUCUGUGGCAGCAGUCAAUAGCGUCAGAGACCUGCACAAGUACUCCAGUAAUGUUCGGCAGAAUAGCGGCAGUAGCAAGCCAGACUCAAGAGAGAGUGGCGAUAAUAAUGAGAGAAAACGAGAGGAAGAAGAACUGGCUGCACAGAGGAAGAAGCAGAAGGAGGAGUCUGAGAGGCUUGCCGAGGAACGUAGAAAGAAGGACCUCCUCCUUGCCAAGAUGAAAGAGAUUGAUAACAAGCCGGAAUCAAGGGGCAGCAAGAAAGAAUACAAAUUCACCCAGCCAAUAGAGAAUCUACACAACGGUAAGCCUUCCCAUCCAGAUCUUUUGGGAUCCCCUCAAUCAACACCAAAGAAAAAACCUGCAGCGGACUCCGACACUUCGUUUGGAGGUUACGCCCCUUCCUUCGGGCGCCGUGCUGCAGCGGGGGAUAAACCACCCAUCAAGAAAGGCGGGUUGUUUGAAGACGAUGACGACGACAGCGACGAUAUCUUUGCAAUGCCGAAACAGAAGCAGGCGGAUAAAUCCAAGGACUUGAUGUCUAAUCUUUUUUCGGACAAUAAAUCAACCACACCAAACAAAGGCAGAAAUUCUUUCGAGGGAUCUAUCUUCUCAACGUCGACAAAGGCGAAGCCGGUUGCAGACAGCACCACGUUGCCAUGGGAGAAGAAGACGCAACAGGGCAGUCUCUUUAAUCAAUCGAACAAACCAAACGGCUUGACCGUCAACGUGCCAAAGUCCAGUUUUGAUGACUUUGACGACGAUAUCGAGGAAGUGAUUUUAUGAUGAGGUCAUGAAAGAGACUAAUGCAGAGAAAUUACUUCAUCAAUCUGUCUGUAUGCAAUCGAAAACAACUCAUUUUAGUUUGUUUGCAGCAGUGUAGCAUGGACUUUUCCUGUAAUGAUAAGAAUUGAUAUUCUGACAUUUUUUAACAUUCCAUGCUAUUAAUUGCCUUUGCACUUUGAAAGCUUAUAUGUAGAGGCACAAGUUGGUCAGCCACUCCAAAUCAUAUCCAAAAAGUAUUUUUUGUUUAAUAUUCAUGAAGCUUUGCGAUCCAAAAAGCAAAACUUUGAAAGAGAACAGUAUUGAUUAUAAGUCCGCUUCAAGUACUCUCUUUGAUUUGCUAUUGUUUCCUACUUUAAGCAGUCACAGUAUCAUUAUACAUAUUAAGCAACUAAUUGGAGAACCUUACAUUUUUUAUAAAUACGUUUAUACUGGCUAUGACUGGGAUAAAUAUCUUUCCUUUAAUACUUACAAUUAUUUAAAUUUCAAGAGAUUUAUUUUUCAGUACUGUACAUGUAUGUGACAUGUGUCUAAAAAUGUUAAAAUGAGAAAAUGUGAUAAAUUUAAAUGAGAGAAGAAAUUUUAUAAUAUAUUUUGAGCAGACAAGGCUGAAAUUGUAUGUGCCUAGACUCUAUACUGAAAUCAUGUGUAUAAACUUUUUAGAAACAAAACAAAAAUUAUAUUGCCAUGGUUACGAAUGCAUUUGUAAAUGCUUUAUUUUGCAUGUAUACCUGUACUUACAUGUAUAUACAAUGUACGAGAGAUUUCCACUGUUACAUACACAAGUUUGUACCUGUUUUUUUAUUGAACAUAUAAGACUGAAUUGAUUUGGACAGGUAGGUUUGAUCAAGUACUUCAUUAUGAAAUCCUGUGAAGGAAUAACAUUUAUCCGGACACGGUGUUACAUGUACAUGUGUCUUUUUCCUUUGAUGACUUCAUAGGAUCAGUAUGUGUAGUUCUCCUCAUUAGUGAUAACAUCUGCUGCAAACUUUCAUCAAAAGUGAUGGGAAAUAUUUCAUGUUUAAUUCAAAUGAGUGUCAACAUGGAGAUUAAAUGGGAAUAUAGGAUAUGAAAAAAAAUAAACAUAGCCUAGGAGAAUCACUCAAUUUGAAUGUGAAAAUGGUGGAACUACACUUCAAAAAUAUAAUGGAAUCACAUUGUAUAUUGUGUUAUAUGAGCAUAGUAACAUCAACGUUUGUAGAUUUACACAUUUUAUGGUAGAAGAUUGAUAUGAUGUUCUAUUGUCAGUCUUAAAUCUACAUUGGAAAUGAAUGGACCAUGUGACUUGUAGAUAUGUGAGACUCCUAUGAGAUGGAAAUGCACAUUCAUAAUUGAAAUUCAAGUGGUAAGAACCAUUUAGUUAGUAGCUAAUCUAUUGCAAAGUGACUUUUGUAGACAAAAGAAAUGAAACCAAUAUGUACUCAUGAACACAACAUUCCAGUAAGAUGAAUCUCAAUGGUUUUGUUCAUGCAAUUCUCCGAUUGGAAUGAUGUAUGUGUAAUCUAAAAAAAAUGUAUUCAGCUUUCUUGUACAUCAGUACUUAAUCAUGUAAGGCGAACAUAUUGAUUUGUACGCAUUCCUGUUUUCAAUAUUGAGUGUUAUAAUAUAUUUUGAUUGGAAAUCCUGAUCUAACUCUACCAACACUCCUCCCCCACCCCCCCCCCCAUCCUUCC
Molecule: messenger RNA, 5048 nt
Organism: Lytechinus variegatus (green sea urchin)
Lineage: Eukaryota; Metazoa; Echinodermata; Echinoidea; Temnopleuroida; Toxopneustidae
Product: lebercilin-like
Exons: 10
Coding region: 286-3378 (1030 amino acids)
Biological process (GO): intraciliary transport
Cellular component (GO): axoneme
Source: RefSeq, a predicted model, not a curated record